This is a messenger RNA of Phytophthora nicotianae INRA-310, 809 nucleotides long. RefSeq lists its product as hypothetical. The transcript has a single exon. The record is from RefSeq and is a predicted model, not a curated record. Gene Ontology annotation, cellular component: membrane. The coding region runs from base 35 to 757 and encodes 240 amino acids. Lineage: Eukaryota; Oomycota; Peronosporomycetes; Peronosporales; Peronosporaceae.
AGCGUCCUGAACGACAAGCAAGCUGCACACUGUUAUGCCGUUGCCGGAGCUCGCACAGGACGAUGUGGAGCAAUGCGCGCUGUUCUCGAAUGCAGCAUCGUACGCCAUCCAGGCGCUGCUAGGUUUAAUUGCCGUCGCCACACUCUGGUACAAGCGCCACGUCGAACGUCCUCGGCGGCCACUACAGAUUUGGCUGAUGGACGUUGGCAAGCAGAUGAUCGGUGCCACCGCGGGCCACUUCAUGAACCUCCUCGCGUCUAUUCAAAUGCCGCCCGUGACGGAUGAAUGUGCCUGGUACUUCCUCAACUUCCUCAGUGACUGUACACUCGGUAUGGUUGUGAGCCUCGCGUUUCUCCGGCUGCAGCAAGAGUUGGCCUUUAGCAUGAAUUGGGUCAAUAUUCAGGAGAGCGGUGACUAUGGAAGCCCGCCAUCGUAUCGGGUGUGGGCGCUGCAACUGGUCGCGUGGCUGGUAAUCAUCCUCUUUUCCAAGGCCAUCGUGGUGUCCGUCAUGAUUGCAGCAGCGACGCCCCUCGGCCUCUUCGGUGAACUACUGUUCCAUUCCCUGCGCGGGUAUCCGUUCGCAGAAUUGGUGCUUGUAAUGAUUGUAUGUCCAAGUUUCCUCAAUGUGGUGCAGUUCUGGAUCCAAGACAGUUUCCUCAAGCGCGACGUAAGUGUGCUGCCGACGGCGUACGCACGGUUCCGACACUCGUUCGAAGAAUCCCUACAAACCAAUCUGCUAUCUCAUUCGCAUGAAUAGGGAAUGCGAGCAGCAAAGACUAACAAUAAUGCAUGACUAGAUGACCGCAAGA